AUGGAGCGCGGGAAAGGCGUCAGGGAGGAGCUCGGCCCGACAUCCGAAACCCGCCUCCCCACGAGCUUCCCCCGCCACGGAGAAAUCGCGGAGGCGCCUCCCCCCGCGCCCUUCGCCAGCGGCGCGCGCCCUCCGCCGCACCCCUCUGCUGAGGCUCCACGCGCUGGCGCAGGCGGAGGCGGAGGCCCCCAGAGGCAGCCCACUCCGCCUCUGGGCAUGGGUCCGCGGGAGAGGCAGCCGUCCCCGCCCAUCCCCGCUCCCCACCUGCAGCCCCCCGGGCUGGGGCAGCCCGUGCACCCCACUCCGCCCAAGGAGCGCCAGGUGCAGCCCCCGCCCCCGCAACCCCAGCAGCCCCAGCAGCCGCAGAUGCACCCUCAGGGGCAGCCCCAGCUGUAUCAACCGCCCCAGCAGCCGCAGCACCCUCCACAGCCGCAGCUGCAGCCACUGCCACCCCACCUAGCGGCAGUGCGUACCCAUCCCAUCCACCUGCCUCUUUCCUCCACAGAGGAGCAGCAGCGGCAGGGCGCAUGGGGCCGCGAGGCCGGGCAGGGCGCUGCUCUCUCUGCUGGCGCUGGCCCUGGCGCUGGUGCUGGUGCUGGCGGUGGUGGGAUGGGUGGUCCUGCGGCAGAGGGAGCGGUGACGGUGUCGAUAUCGCGGGCGGGCAUGAUGGUGAAGCCUGACAGUGUGUUCCGCCUGCGCGUGGGCGUGCGCCCUCUUUCAGGGGAGCUGGACCAUGAAGCCCUCUCUCGCCUUCACUCCUCCAACCAGUGCUAUGGCAUGGCGGUGCUGCUGGCAGGGCUGGCCCUCAUAGCCCUCUCCGUGGUGCCUUCAGUCUCCCUGCAGCCCCUGCUAGCCGGGCUGCUCAUUGCCAUGGGGCUGUUAACCGGGUUACACGCGCUAGUGCUCUUCACAGCACCAGGAGCCAUCGCCCUCGUGCUGCUAGCAGCCGUGCACGCAGCCUUCGGUGCCUGGCUGCUUAAAGCCCCUGCAGAAAACUUCCUCCUCAUCGUCUCCCUCUGGCUCGCCGCCCAGGCGCUCUCGAAGCUGGCCCUCGCCGCCCUUUGGAGCCUCGUUUCGUCUUAUGUGACGCUGGUGGUGACGGCGGUGGUGGGGAUUGGGCUGGCUGGGGUGGCGUAUUUUGGCUUUGAUGACAGCACCCCGAAGUGGGCGCAGGGGGUGCUGGUGGGGGGAUACCUCGUGCUCUGUGGGGUGUCCUUCCUGCUGAUCGCAUGCAUGGCGUAUGCUGGUCGGCGUCUGCUGGAGGAUGAGGAGGAGGAGCGUCAGCCACUGCACCUGGUGGUCGACCCGUUCCACUAG
This is a messenger RNA of Closterium sp. Naga37s-1, 1317 nucleotides long. Lineage: Eukaryota; Viridiplantae; Streptophyta; Zygnematophyceae; Desmidiales; Closteriaceae. The record is from the annotation of a GenBank genome assembly.